Molecule: messenger RNA, 1149 nt
Organism: Punica granatum (pomegranate)
Lineage: Eukaryota; Viridiplantae; Streptophyta; Magnoliopsida; Myrtales; Lythraceae
Source: RefSeq, a predicted model, not a curated record
AUCCCCUCUGCUCAGGGAUUACUCUCUGCAGCUCCUUUCUGGUACUGAGCUGCCCAUCGCGAGCCUUGACAGCUCCGCCUCUCUCUUUCACGGCGGUCCUUGCUAUGCAGCGCCUCUGCAGCAGCUAAAGUUGGUGCCCGACUGAACACCAAAAAGGUCCUUUACUAUGACAUCUAAUGGAUGCCCAACACCCUCAAGGGUUGGGCUCAUGAAUUGUAUAUCGAAGCUAACUGUGCCCAGAAGCCCUAUUCUUGCUUGCCUUUCUCUUGUGCCCAGUAGAGCUGCCUUAUUGCCCAUUAGGAGCUCAUGGAGACCUCAUCAGCCUUCCAGGUCUGAGUUGUUCGAUGGAUUCUCGCACCCCAUCUUCUCCGCUUCUUCGACCCCACUUCUUAAAGGGGAAUACGCUGGACUCUCAGGCCUACUUCCGCUGAUUCCCAGGAGGCAGAAAGCACGCAUUUCCCCUCGAGCAUCGAAGGAUGUCCCAUACAGUUACCGGUAUCCUCCAAUGACCAAAAAGCCUCGAUGGUGGUGGAGGAUGCUGGCCUGCCUCCCUUACUUGAUGCCUCUCCACGAGACCUGGAUGUACGCUGAGACCGCCUACCACCUCCACCCAUUCCUGGAAGACUUUGAGUUCCUGACCUACCCGUUCCUCGGGGCCAUUGGCAGGCUUCCUAGUUGGUUUCUUAUGGCCUACUUCUUCAUAGCAUACUUGGGGGUUGUCCGGAGAAAGGAGUGGCCCCACUUCUUCCGAUUUCAUGUAGUGAUGGGCAUGCUUUUGGAAAUUGCUCUACAAGUGAUUGGUACUGUGAGUCGAUGGAUGCCCCUUGGAGUCUACUGGGGCAAGCUGGGGAUGCACUUCUGGACCGCUGUGGCCUUCGCUUACCUCUUCACUGUUUUAGAGUGCAUCAGGUGUGCCCUUGCAGGAAUGUAUGCGGAUGUUCCUUUCGCCUGUGAUGCGGCCUAUAUACAAAUCCCAUACGACUAAAGAGGUUAUUGUGUUUUUACUUUCACUUAAAUCUUUGUCAGAGAGGAAAUGUGGGAUUUUGGGCUCUAGUUAAUUUCUCAUGGACUUAUGUCAAUGAAUGUGAGACUGAUUUCCACCUUGAUGAGAAAUUUUUCGUGUCAUUGAGACUGGUUUUGGCUUCGGAA